AUGGCACCUAAACCGACGCGGGAUCGUAAACGUGAUAAGUUGAUGACAUUCUUUCAUUUGCCAGUGCGACCCAGGACCCCCCAACCCACCGAGUCGUCUUCCAUCGACAUAGCAGCGACACAGCCUCCGACUACCGCCCUACCACUACCACAGUCGGCAGGCAACAUAGAACCCCCGGUGCUGAAUCCUCACGAUACAGAACCGACAUCGACGAAGCUGGAGAAAGUAAAGUUCGCGAAGGGCAAAUCUUUUAAGAGAGAUAUGGCCAUUCUCUCUAUCGCGUACACCCUUCAAGAAAGUCCCGAACUCAAGAGGCUCAUCCAGCUUAUCGUUAUCAUCCGCGAUAAGGACUCGGAAGGCCAACUUACCGAAAUUCUCGAAACCUGUGCUCGGUUCAUUGUCCAACUCGCAUCUGCUACUGAUGCCCAGCGUGCAGAAGCCACACGGGCAAUAACGGCCUUCAACGAGACAGUUGCAAAGCUCAAGACUAUCCAACAUGGCGACGGAAAAUCCUUGGAUGGAUUGAUGGUCAUGAUAAACGAAGAUAUCGAUAGGAUCAAGCCUUCAUUCGUGAGCGAUGGCGAACUUGGAACUUCGGAGAGACUAUCCAAAAUCCUCGAUAUAACUAUCGGGACAACCAUAACCAUCCUCACCCUCGUAGAAGAAGCCAGCUCUUUAAUACCAGUACCAUGGGUCCAACCAUUGAUUGGAAAAGUCGUUAGUAUGUUGCAGGCCGUCUCGCAAACUCGCUCGAAUUACGACGAAAUGAAUCAAGUAGCCGCUACAGCUGGAAUAUUUGUUGUCUCUUGCGCUGUUAUUUGUUCUGAGAGUACGGUGGGGCCAUCAGAGAAACUCAAACGAGCCUUGAACGAAUUUAUAAAGACUCUCGGAAGCAUAGCUGGAGAAUGUGACGAACUUAGUCGUCGCAAUCUGCUUUCACGGUACUUGCAACAAAGCGCUCACAUGGGUGACCUUCAAGCUAUCAGAGUAAGGCUGAACGACGCCAUCCAAUUGUUUCAGACCGAAAAUUCGGUCAAUAUAAAGCUGGACACCGAGGAACUCAACCGGAAAAUUGAUUUUGUGUCACUGAACAGCCUGCCAAGCCAUCCGGACUACACACGCAACGAAUAUCUUGAGAAAAGUCGAGAUGACGUUAUACGGGACAUUUCCGACUGGAUAGCUGAUGCCCCAGAGUCUGUCCUGUGGGUACAUGGCGCUGCUGGCCUAGGUAAAUCGACCGUCACUCAGGAACUGGUCUACCUUCUCAAAUCGGAGGACCGCCUUGCUGGGGCUGUAUUUCUCACUAAUCUUACUACAGAGUCCCCCGAGAGGGUCAUUCAGAUGAUCUCCAGGCAGCUCGGCGCGAUGUAUCCGCAAGCCAUCAUUAAUAUUGCUGACGCUGCAAGGACACUCAAUGGCCCGCAUGACAGGCUCAAGGAUUAUUUCACGGCAUAUAUUUUCGACCCCAUCCGCGCACUAAAGUAUCCUUAUCAGCUUGUUGUUGUUGUCGAUGGUCUGGAUGAAUGGCGCAAUUAUGAGUCAUUCCUGGCAGAACUUGUGCACAUUCCAUCGCCCUCUCCUUUGAAAUUUGUCUUGACAAGUCGCUUCAAUUACUCCAUCGAACGGGCAGUUGAUAAAAUGCCAACUCGCAAAUACCCUCUUCCACCAGCCUCACAGACAGUUAUUGCACAUUACUUCCAUCAGCACUUCUUGUUGGGCGAUGUUGAUUGGAAAGGGCGCAAGCCCGAUGAUGUCAAAAUCCAUCGAUUGGCAGCUCGUGCAGAUGGUCUUCUUAUUUGGGCGGCAACCGCACGAUUAUUGGUAACAAAUAAAUUUGACACUAGAUAUCCGCACGAAAUACUCGACCAACUCCUGUCAUCUGAAGAGAAGGUGGUCAAUCGGAAAGAUGGUCCAGAAGAUGGGCAGCUUGAGCGCCUAUAUCGCGGUGCUAUUUCAACCCUUUUCCCACCACGCAUUCGAGGGAUACUCAGAGACUUCCUUGCGGCGACCGUAGUUCUUCAGGAAGCCCUACCAAUUGGUGAUUUUGCACAUCUCUUAGGCAUACCUGGGCCUGCCACAGAGGAGAUUCACCAGCGGCUGGCAGCCUUGCAGACACAGGGUGAUCCCAAAACUAAUGUCAUAUCACCGGCGUCACAACGAUUCCAUGCAUCAUUUGUUGAAUUCAUCACCACAGACAAUGUUGACCAGACAUUUCAAGCUAUUAGCACUAUAGAAGCGAACUCUAUGCUGGCGAAGAGAUGCAUCAAGAUUGUCUUUGGCGACUUACUCCCAUCUUCUCGGGGAAAGACUUGCACUUACACAGAGCUUCGUGGUGUAGAACCAUAUGUUGUCAAAUUUUGGCCUCUUCACUUUUCAAGUGGAACCCCACAUCAACAAUUGGCAGCACUGAGUGGUACGGUGGGUAUGGAUCUGAUAUCGGAGGAAGCGAUGCAUCGUUGGGCUACACUGUUUCUACCUUGUAUCGCAGCCAGAUUCCAGGGUGGCCAUGAUUCUCUUGAAGGCAUCCAAAACUCUGUGCUACCUUAUAAGGUAGCUGUUAUGAUAGGGAAUCAAGAUGUCACCACACUGUCAUAUCACAUUCAGUGUCUCAAGAUUGCCACACAAACCCAGCCACAUGAUAAGGGGACAUGGAAGGCAUUAGGGUUUGCCUAUCGCAGAUUGCAUGAACAAAGCCAAUCUAACAGAGACUUGGACAAGGAAAUUACUGCAUUUCGUCAUGGUCUGGAACCAGCACCUCAUCCAGAUCGCUCCCAGUCACUCAAUAACCUUGCCUAUUCCCUUAACACUCGUUUUGAACGGUGGGGUGCUUCAAAUGACCUUGAUGAAGCAAUUUCCUUGCAUCAAGAGGCACUUCUUCUUCGGCCAGCACCUCAUCCCAAUCGCUCAGCAUCACUCAAUAACCUUGCCAAUGCCCUUCAAAGUCGUUUUGAACAGCAGGGUGCUUCAAAUGACCUUGACGAAGCAAUUUCCUUGCACCAAGAGGCACUUCUUCUUCUGCCAGCACCUCAUCCAGAUCACUCCAUGUCACUCAAUAACCUUGCCAAUGCCCUUCAAAGUCGUUUUGAACAGCAGGGUGCUUCAAACGACCUUGAUGAAGCAAUUUCCUUGCACCGAGAGGCACUUCUUCUUCGGCCAGCACCUCAUCCAGAUCGCUCCUCGUCACUCAAUAACCUUGCCAAUGCCCUUCAAAGUCGUUUUGAACAGGGGGGUGCUUCAAAUGACCUUGACGAAGCAAUUUCCUUGUACCGAGAGGCGCUUCUUCUUCGGCCAGCACCUCAUCCAGAACGCUCCUCAUCACUCAAUAACCUUGCCAAUGCCCUUCAAAGUCGUUUUGAACAGUGGGGUGCUUCUAACGACCUUGACGAAGCAAUUUCAUUGCACCGAGAGGCACUUCUUCUUCGGCCAGCACCUCAUCCAGAUCACUCUGCAUCACUCUAUAACCUUGCCGAUGCCUUUCGAAGUCGUUUUGAACAGCGGGGUGCUUCAAAUGACCUUGAUGAAACAAUUUCCUUGCACCGAGAGGCACUUCUUCUUCGGCCAGCACCUCAUCCAGAUCGCUCCUCGUCACUCAAUAACCUUGCCAAUGCCCUUCAAAGUCGUUUUGAACAGGGGGGUGCUUCAAAUGACCUUGACGAAGCAAUUUCCUUGCACCGAGAGGCGCUUCUUCUUCGGCCAGCACCUCAUCCAGAACGCUCCUCAUCACUCAAUAACCUUGCCAAUGCCCUUCAAAGUCGUUUUGAACAGUGGGGUGCUUCUAACGACCUUGAUGAAGCAAUUUCAUUGCACCGAGAGGCACUUCUUCUUCGGCCAGCACCUCAUCCAGAUCACUCUGCAUCACUCUAUAACCUUGCCGAUGCCUUUCGAAGUCGUUUUGAACAGCGGGGUGCUUCAAAUGACCUUGAUGAAACAAUUUCCUUGCACCGAGAGGCACUUCUUCUUCGGCCAGCACCUCAUCCAGAUCGCUCCUCAUCACUCAAUAACCUCGCCGUUGCCCUUCGAAGUCGUUUUGAACAGCAGGGUGCUUCAAAUGACCUUGAUGAAGCAAUUUCCUUGUACCGAGACGCCCUUCUUCUUCGGCCAGCACCUCAUCCACGUCGCUCCCGGUCACUCAAUAACCUUGCCGAUGCCCUUGAAACUCGUUUUGAACAGCAGGGCACUUCAAAUGAUCUCGACGAGGCAAAGUCCUUGCGCAGGGAGGCACGUCUUCUUUGA
Laccaria bicolor S238N-H82 is the source of this 4233-nucleotide messenger RNA. RefSeq names its product tetratricopeptide repeat-containing protein. The record is from RefSeq and is a predicted model, not a curated record. Gene Ontology annotation, molecular function: protein binding. The transcript has 8 exons. The coding region runs from base 1 to 4233 and encodes 1410 amino acids. Lineage: Eukaryota; Fungi; Basidiomycota; Agaricomycetes; Agaricales; Hydnangiaceae.